AUGGUGAUAGAGAUGAACUUUCUGGCCGGAGAAGCAUCGAGCAGCAACCGAAAGAGGCAACGAACACUUCCCUCCACUGUUGAAGUAGAAGAACAAGGCGAGAACGGUGGAAGAACGGCGAGUGAGAAUCGGAAUGUAGACGACGGCGAUGAGGUGAUAACGGAGGUACGGUCAGGGACGAUGUUUGAUCUGGAUCUUCUCGAGUGUCCCAUUUGCUGCACCGCUCUCUCUGCUCCGAUCUAUCAGUGUGACAAUGGACACAUUGCUUGCUCUUCUUGCUGUAUCAAACUGAGGCACAAAUGUGCAGCUUGCAAUUUGCCUAUUGGUAACCAUCGAUGCAGAAUCAUGGAGAGAGUUGUGGAAGCAAUCAUCGUCCCAUGCCCAAACGCCAAACAUGGUUGUUCAGAGAAGUUCUCUUACGGGAAAGAGUUGGUCCAUGAGAAACAAUGCGGUUUCGCUCUAUGCCACUGUCCUGCACUAGGCUGCAACUACGCAGGUGUGAGCAACGAUCUCUACAGUCACUACGCUGCUAGCCACAGGAGAGCAUGGGAUUAUUUCACGACGUUUGGACGUCCCAGGGUUAUAUGGCUGCGUUUAAGUGAGAAGAUUUUAGUGCUACAGGAAUUUGGAGAUGGUCCAUUGGUUGCGGUUCAAUGUUUCCAGGAGCCGAAUGGAGUGUAUGUGACUGUGAACUGUAUAGCUCCUUGUGCUCCAGGAUUUGGGGAGUACUCGUAUCGUCUCUCUUGCUCGUUUGGAGGUAAGACUGUGUCUUUUGGGUUGGCGGAGAUGAAUAGGAUUCGGAGAGUGAGCUUCGAAACUCCUGAAGAGGACUUCAUGUCAGUUCCUGCCUUCUUCAUGGCUCAGCGGGUUGGUUUGAAGUUGGAACUUCGCAUCAGCGAAACUGAUGAGACCGAAGAAGAAGAAGAAAAAGCUGUUGAGACUGGAGAAGAAGAUGCUGCUGUGACUGGAGAAGAAGAAGAAGAAGAAGCUGCUGGGACUGGAGAAGUGGAAGCUGCUGAGACUGAAGAAGAAGAAGCUGAUGAGACUGAAGUUGUUGACAAUGUUCGGAGGUCAACUCGUAAGAGGGUGGUUAGCUCCAAGUAUCAAGACUAA
This is a messenger RNA of Microthlaspi erraticum, 1113 nucleotides long. The record is from the annotation of a GenBank genome assembly. NCBI's taxonomy places the organism in Eukaryota, Viridiplantae, Streptophyta, Magnoliopsida, Brassicales, Brassicaceae.